This is a messenger RNA of Ipomoea triloba (trilobed morning glory), 1317 nucleotides long. RefSeq names its product putative F-box protein At3g10240. The coding region runs from base 16 to 1290 and encodes 424 amino acids. The record is from RefSeq and is a predicted model, not a curated record. NCBI's taxonomy places the organism in Eukaryota, Viridiplantae, Streptophyta, Magnoliopsida, Solanales, Convolvulaceae. Gene Ontology annotation, molecular function: protein binding. The transcript has a single exon.
UCCAGAAGAGGAGCGAUGAGUUCUUCAAAGAUGAAAUUGAGUGAAUCGGCUUUAGCUUUUCUUCCAAAAGAGAUCCUCGUCCAAAUUCUGAGUAAACUCCCUGCCAAAUCUCUGGUGCGAUUCAAGUGUGUUUCUAAAUUCUUUUGUUCUCUGAUUGUUGAUCAUCCCUUUGCCGAUCUACAUCGCAAUUGGUCCUUAACCCUUCCAAGUAGAAUCAGCAUUCUAAUUUCUUUGCCGUUCGACCUAGAAGACGCCAGAUUCCAUUGUUCUGAAGAAAACCAAGGAACGCUCGCCAGAUUCCAUUACACAAUAAAUUAUUCCGAAGAAAGCCAAGGAACGCUCGAUGCCAAUCGCCUCCUGUAUAUGGACCGUAAUCGCAAUCUCUUUGGAAAGGUUUAUAUAAGCUCUGCCGUGAACGGCCUGAUUUGUUUCUGCUCAUUCUCACGACUCGGAGACGCCAUUGCUAUUCACAACCUUAGUACCCGACACCAUAUCUCUCUUCCAUCAAGCUGUCCAAGUGUUAGGCGCCCCUCCGGGAACAGUAUUACCGCUUUUGGACUCUUAGGUUUUGAUUCAGUCUCGAGAAGAUACAAGGUGUUGAAGUCAGUACAGUUUAACGAUCAUGAUCGCUCCUACAGGCGGCAUGUUUCGAUAAAGCAUUGGGUUUUUACACUGGGCGUGGAUGAAUCAUGGAGGGAGAUUCAUUCCUCUCCCUCCUACUAUCCUUACACUUGUUUUAAUAAUCAAUUCUAUUUCCAUACUAGUGUUCAUAUUGACGGUGUUAUCUAUUCCCUUAAUUCCUUGAAUAAAGGCGAAAUAGUAGCAUUUGAUGUUAGGGCUGAGAAUUUCCAAGCUAUACCUCCUCCACCCCCAUCUACUAUGCCUGGAUUGGUAGAAGGGCCGCCUGGGGUGGGUAGUGGUCGAUCUGGAUUGGUAGAGGUAGAUGGUCGAUUAGCUAUUGUUGAUCUUUUUAUAAGUGCUAACCGUGACAACCUGUGGCGCUAUGGUAUGGCAAUAUGGAUUUUUGAGGAAUCUAUGGUAUGGAAGAAUCAAUAUUUGAUUUUCAUUCCCAUCCCAUUUGAAGAGAUUGAUCACCAUAAUAAGAGAGUUUUGUUCGUUGCUACUAAUCAUGUUGGGGAGAUUGCUGUGCUAGUGAAACAUAACAUAUCUGUUUCUAUUUUAUUUUAUAACUUUAGAAGACAGAGUUGGAGAAAAUUUGAUAUAUGCAAGUUGCCUAUGGAGCCAUCCAUGUAUCCUGCCAUGUACUUCAUUUUAGACAAUGUCUUUUAAUUUUAUUUGAUGAAUACAUUUGCCAAA